Molecule: messenger RNA, 711 nt
Organism: Vicia faba (fava bean)
Lineage: Eukaryota; Viridiplantae; Streptophyta; Magnoliopsida; Fabales; Fabaceae
Source: the annotation of a GenBank genome assembly
AUGCCGUCACCUUCCUCUUCUCUCUCAACCGCGUCUCUCUCUACUGCUGACCAUGCUAUCUCUGUUCAUCCUAUCUCUCUCAAAUCGACAAACUCUCCUCCCUCUGCUUUUCUCAACCGCGCCACGCAACCUUCAAUCAAUGCCACAACCUCCACGAAAACCUUUCCUCAAACCCGAUCCUCACACUUUCGCCAUGGAAAUCCUAACUUCUUCAUCUCUUCCGCCAUUUCAAAAUCGUCCUCCAUUCUUUCUGAUCUGCGACCGGAGUAUCGCCCCCCUUCUUGCGUUGUUGACGAGUUAGGGUGGACAUUAGGUGAAGAUGAAGAUAAGGGUAGGGAAUGGAGAGAUGAAGGGAAGUGGGAUGUAGUGGAAGAGAUAAGUUUACUACUAGUUGUUUUGGUUUUGUGGUGUGUUUGGCGGAAACAGGAAGGGAGUACUCGGCUGAGCAGUGAUAUGAAGAUAAUAUUCAGAAAAAUGAAUUCUCUGAAGCAAACAACAGAUAACAAUGCAUAUCAGGUCAAGUUGAAGCUCAAAGAUAAAAUACUCAAAAUGGUGGAGUUGUAUUACCUGAAAGAAAUACCAGUUGCUUCACUUGACUUGACAGGUUUUUGGCAUCUUGCAGCAGGGUUGAUUUGGACCUCAAAGAUAGGGACAAGGCAAGAUUUUAGAGCAGCAAAUAGCAGUAGUUUGGACUUGUGUGGACAGCAAUAA